GACUGCUGGGGCAGAGAGCUGGACACCAGAGGGGACUCCACUCAGUCUCGCUGCCAUGGCUACGCCCACGAGGCUGCAGGAAGAGGAAUAGCGGGACUUCUCUCCGGGCUGGAGGUGAAGACACAGAGCAGGGUGCCCAGCCCUGAUUCCUGCAAGGGAAGGAAAGCAUUCUGGGAAAGUGUGUGGAGACGUUUGUCCAGGCUGGAGCAGGAAACACCUCGAGGCCCCUGCAAGAUCCGGCCCAGUGGCCUGACCUUCCUGCACCUCCAGAGAGUGGACCAUGGCCAUACUCCUGCUGCUGGGCCUCAGCCUGGGCUGUGUGGGAGCAGGUGGCUUCGUAGCUCAUGUGGAAAGUACCUGCCUGCUGGAUGACAAUGGGGUCCCGAAAGACUUCACAUACUGUGUUUCCUUCAACAAAGAUCUGCUGGCCUGCUGGGAUCCAGAGGCAGGACAAAUAGCCCCCUGUGAAUUUGGGGUGCUGCAAAACUUGGCUGUGGGCCUUUCAAAUUACCUCAACCAACAUAAGGGCCUGCUCCAGCGCUUGGGCAGAGGGCUUCAGGACUGUGCCAUGCACACCCAACCCUUCUGGGAUGCACUGACCCACAGAACGAAACCACCGUCUGUUCAAGUAGCCCAAACUGCCCCCUUUAACACGAAGGAGCCUGUGAUGCUGGCCUGCUAUGUAUGGGGCUUCUAUCCAGCGGAUGUGGUCAUCACAUGGAUGAAGAAUGGGCAACUUGUCAUGCCUCACAACAUCAAAGAGAGGACUGCCCAGUCCAAUGGAGACUGGACAUACCAGACUGUCUCCUACCUGCCCUUAACCCCCUCCUAUGGGGACAUCUACACCUGUGUGGUACAGCACAGUGGGACCCCCGAGCCAGUCCAUCAGGACUGGACAGUUGGGCUGUCCCCCAUCCAGACGGUGAAGGUUUCUGUGUCUGCAGCCACCCUAGGCCUGGGCUUCAUCAUCUUCUGUCUUGGCUUGUUCCAUUGGCGGAAGUCUCGAUACUCCAGCUACAUCCCUCUCCCUGGAUCCACUUACCCAGAAGGGCGGCACUAGAGGGCAGAACUGAGGAGGAGAUUCCGAUUCCUGAGGAUGCCUCCGUGGCCCCCAACAUCUUCAGGACACCCCGCUUUCUUGUGUCAUAAUUUCCUCUACUUUUCCCCAUGUAAAUAUUAGCAGUUUGGGGGCUGGAGGGAUGGCUCAGCAGUUAAGAACACUGGUUGUUCUU
Messenger RNA from Onychomys torridus (southern grasshopper mouse), 1232 nucleotides. Its product is annotated as class II histocompatibility antigen, M beta 1 chain. The coding region runs from base 281 to 1060 and encodes 259 amino acids. NCBI's taxonomy places the organism in Eukaryota, Metazoa, Chordata, Mammalia, Rodentia, Cricetidae. The transcript has 7 exons. Gene Ontology annotation, molecular function: MHC class II protein complex binding. The record is from RefSeq and is a predicted model, not a curated record. Gene Ontology annotation, cellular component: late endosome membrane; lysosomal membrane; MHC class II protein complex. Gene Ontology annotation, biological process: immune response; positive regulation of T cell activation; antigen processing and presentation of exogenous peptide antigen via MHC class II.